Molecule: messenger RNA, 3571 nt
Organism: Mya arenaria
Lineage: Eukaryota; Metazoa; Mollusca; Bivalvia; Myida; Myidae
Product: GPI transamidase component PIG-T-like
Exons: 10
Coding region: 3-1889 (628 amino acids)
Biological process (GO): attachment of GPI anchor to protein
Cellular component (GO): GPI-anchor transamidase complex
Source: RefSeq, a predicted model, not a curated record
AGAUGGCGACCUACCUGAGGAAGCCGGUCGAUUUUCUGAAGAUUUUUGCAAUUUAUUUUAUUUUCCUGUGUUGUUCAUGUUAUGGCAGUGUUGACGACAGCUUUACUGAAGAACUUUACAUCAAAUCUUUAGAAAGAGGACAUGUAUUAAACCAUUUUCAGUUUACAACUCUGUGGAAUUCUUCAAUCUCUGAUGAAAAUACAUUUAAGAACUACAGAUAUUUCCCAAAAGCUCUUGGCGAUGUCUUGGCAACAUACAAAGUCCAGGAGCUGCACCUGUCGCAGAGUCAGGGUCAAUGGGACUAUGAACAUUGGGGCUACCAGCCAGAGGAUGCUCCACCAGGUGUGGAACUGUGGGUCUGGUUUCAGCCACAGGCCAGCAACUUGGACCAGGUCUGGGCUGAACUGGUAAAUGCACUGUCUGGUCUGUUUUGUGCCUCCUUAAACUUUAUGGACUCGAAGGCGACAGUAUCCCCUCGCUGGAGCUUCCGACCUAUGGGUCUGGCUUCAGAGUACUACAGCUUUGACUCAAGGCUGAUGAGAUACUCAGCGUUACCCAGGGAGAUCGUUUGCACCGAGAACUUGACUCCGUGGGAAAAACUCCUUCCAUGUGAAACACAGGCCGGUCUAGCCAGCCUCUUCAAUGGCGUGAAGAUGUACGACUCCAGUUUCCAUUCCCUUGGUCUCCAUGUUAGACCCGUAUGCCAGGAUGGAGACUGUACAAAGGAAGGGAUCGAAUUGAAGCAGACACUAUCAGUUGUGUUUAACCCUGUAAAUAAUAAUAGGGGAAAUAUCCAAGAUCACCAAAAUUGGAGUCUUAAGUCAAUGUUUGAUCGAAGUCUUCACAAGACGUGCCCGGUGGCAAAAUUCAGCAAACUAUACGUAGAUUCAACUCUGCAUCCUAGACCAAAAAUGUUACUUACUCCGGAGCCAGAUGAGGUGUUGAACACCAGACGAGGGGGUGAUAAGCGUGUGUACGCAGUGUACGACCUCAGACAACACACAAGAGACAGCGUACCAUUCAACCUACAGGCAUCUUACAACUCCAGGGUUCAGUAUCAGGAUGUUACUCCACCCCCUCUGUAUGCACAGAGAUUUGUGACAGGUUACGGCCUGGAGAAGGGUGGAAUCUCGUGUAUCUUGUAUAACAAUCUCGACACAAACCUCACAGUCAUCUACAUGGAGACCAUCCCAUGGUACCUUCGGGUCUACUUCAGCUCUGUACAUAUUGAGGCAUAUGGAGUUACAAUCAAACCUUACAAGACACAGUUUAAUCCCGGGAAGGACAGAAAGCUUCCUCAUCAGCUUGAAGUUGUUUUCCGGCUCCGCCCCCUUUCUGUCACCAAGAUCAGCUUUGAGUUUGAUCGAGCAUUCCUGAAAUGGACAGAGUACCCACCGGAUGCAAAUCACGGGUUUUACGUGAACUCUGCGGUCAUCUCCACCAUGCUGCCCUCUGGUCAGCAGUACACGGCAGUUCCACAAAAUGGGUCUACUUUCAGUGAUAGCCUAAAAGACGAAACAAUCCAGUUCUUUUUACGUCUACAUACAGAGAGCUUACUGGUCUCCUUGCCGACCCCAGACUUCAGUAUGCCGUAUAAUGUGAUCUGUCUGGCGUGUACUGUCGUCGCCAUCGCAUUCGGAUCGCUUCAUAAUCUCACCACACGGAGCUUUAGGGCAGUGGAUCCAUCAAAAAUGAAGAAGGGCCUGAUUGACAAACUAAAGAACCUUUUGAAAUGGAAGAAAGCUGAAGAAGUGAAGGAUAAUGAAGAAAAGGAUGAAAAAAAGGAUACAGAGGAUGAUACUGAUAGUCCAAAUGUGGGUGAAAAUACAGGAACAGCAGCAAGAAAAAGGGCUAAAGCCCCGAGUGACAGUUCUGAGGAGAAGUCUUGAUAGCAGCACUGGGAGUGUAGCAUUUGUGUACGCAGAUCAAAUCUGAUUCCAUUCUAAGAAAUCUCUUGCUCAUAUUUGUCCAUUUUCACACCAAAGAACGUUUUAUGACUGUGCCUGAAUGCAUUGAAGGAUAAUUUUUAUGAUGCUCAGAAAUUGUCUAACCUAAACCAGUGUUUAGUUUUUGUUACACUUUAAACAUAAAUAUUAAAGAUGAAAUAUGAAAUGUGAAAUUGUUGAGUGUCAGAACUUCGGAUUGCAUCAUUGCUUCAUCCUCUGUUUAUGUUCAAAACAUUGUUGAAAUCCAAAAUUAUGACAUUCAAGUAUUUCAGAAAAUGAAUGUCCGAGAGUAUUAUAAUAAAUGCUGUGUUUUAGGGCAUUUUCAUUGUUGGACUUGUAAAGCAAAAAUGCUUGAAAUUUUGAAACAUUUAACAAGUCAUCGCAUCACGCUCAUUUAUUCCAUAUACUGGAAAAUGUUGGUUCAAUAGAAACAGACACAACUACUACAUCAGCCUAAACAAUGACUCCAUGAUGAUAAAAGAUAACAAUGAAAUGUAAAUUGUCUUAAUAUUUUCAGCAUCUCCUAAAGACGGUGGAAAGGCCCUGGUAUUUGAAAACAGGUGAUCUAUAAUGAUCAUUGUGUUAAGACUUGUAUCAGCAUUUCUUUGAAUGAGAAAGCAAUGUAGAGAUUAAUAGAAAAUAUUUAUUAUAUAGAAGUUAUUGUACUAUGUUGACGUUUUGAAAGAUUUGAACAUUCUGAUUAGUUUAGUCAAGAGUGGAUAGUAGUGGAUUGUUUUAUUGUAUUGUUGAGAACAGUGCUCAAACCUGUUGUAAUAUUGUAGUGCUCUCUGUCUCUCUGUGACCACACAUACCAUUACACCCAUUGUGUUACUCAUGUAAUAUUGUAGUGCUCUCUGUGACCACACAUACCAUGAGACCCAUUGUGUUACUCAUGUAAUAUUGUAGUGCUCUCUGUGACCACACAUACCAUUACAUCCAUUGUGUUACUCCUGUAUUAGUUUCAGAUGUAUUUUUCCACUUUGAACAAAUUUAUAUGAAACUAGAAAAAAUAAAAAUCACAUUCCACAUUGUGCAUAGACAAAUAUUCAGUUUGCUGAUUGAGUUCACUUUUAUUUCUGUGUUGCGUGGUAAUAGCAGCGUCUGAUGGACCUGUGGCAGAGUCACUUGAGAAAUUCCAUCCUAUCAUGACAGAACUUGGUGACAGUGUUUGUGGUAUCAAUUUCAACCAUAAGAUAAAUCACUUUUGAAUAGUAACUCCAGUGUGCCCCUUUUUCAUAAAAAAAAUAGGUUUACAGACAAUUAACAUCAUGAUAAAGCUCGGUAACAAUGUUUAUGGUCAAGUUCCAUUGUAAGAUGAAUUGCCCAAGUAAUAUCAGAGUAAGGCUCGAUUACAAUAUACAACUUAUUUUUAUACCCUUGACAGUAUAUUGGAGUCAUCCUGUGAUCUUCGGUUGAACCAUUGCAAUUUUUCUUGUCUGGAACAUAACUUCAAAUCUACUAGAUGGAAUGUAAUUAAAGUUCAUACAAUGAUAGAAAAUAAUGUCAGAGAGGAAAUGCAGUGUACAGGAACCAUAAACUAUUAUUACAAAAUACAAAGCAAUUUUAUUCCCCUUAAUUGUUCUUGUUUUUUUUGUCAAUCUUUUGUUAAUAAAUUGAAAACUGCU